AUGAAAACCCUAAUAUCAUACCUUGUGAUAUUAUCAAUAUUGUUUGCAAUAGCAAAUGGUAGCCCUCCAGCUGAUCCCAUAAAAUGUUCAAACAGAAACCUGGAUUGCACAAUACAAAACACUUACGGAACCUUCCCGGAUCGAAGCAUUUGCCAUGCAGCCGAAGUAGCCUAUCCAACAACAGAGGAAGAGCUGAUCUCAAUUGUAGCAAAUGCAACAAUGUUGAAGAGAAAAAUGAAGGCGGCAACUAAGACAUCCCACAGCAUUCCAAAGCUAAUGUGUCCCGACGGCGAAAAUGGACUCAUAAUUAGCACCAAGUUCCUCAACCAAACCCUUAAUGUGAAUCAAUCGAGCUUGACAAUGACGGUUCAGCCCGGAAUGGAGCUCCGGGACUUGAUUAGUAAGGCAGCGGAUGCCGGAAUGGCCUUGCCUUAUGCACCCUACUGGUGGGGUGUUACGGUGGGUGGAAUGUUGGGAACCGGUGCUCAUGGAAGCUCUUUGUGGGGUUCCGGCAGCGCCGUACAUGAUUACGUUGUCCGGCUUCGGAUCAUUUCGCCGGCCGGGGCGGAUGAAGGUUAUGUUAAGGUUAGGACGCUCGAGAUUGGUGAUCCUGAUCUUGAUGCGGCCAAAGUCUCCCUUGGUGUUCUUGGUGUUAUUUCUCAGAUUACUUUGAAGCUACAACCAAACUUCAAGAGAUCACUUACAUUCUUGGAGAAGAACGAUUCGGAUUUAGGAGAUCAAGCGUUGACCUUUGGAAAAGCGCAUGAAUUUGCAGAUUUCAAUUGGUUUCCAAGCCAGAAAAAGGUGGUUUAUAGAAUAGAUGAUCGAGUUCCCACCAACACAUCCGGAAAGGGCCUUGACGAUUUCAUUGGUUUUCGAUCUACUUCUUCUCUUGUUCUUGCAGCACUUAGAACAACAGAGGUUGCUCAAGAACUGACCAGAGAUGCCAAUGGAAAAUGUAUAAGUGGAGGUGCAAAUACAUUGGCUUUGACAACACUUGCCUAUGGUUACACGAAUGAUGGUAUACUAUUUAAGGGUUAUCCCAUAGUUGGAUAUCAUAAUCGUCUCCAAGCAUCAGGAAGUUGCCUAAAUGGCAUUCAAGAUGGAUUGCUGACAGCAUGUCCAUGGGAUCCUAGAGUUAAAGGCUUAUUCUUUUUCCAAACAACAUUUAGCAUAGGCCUCUCAAAAGUCAAGGGCUUCAUCGAAGAUGUUCAAAGUCUUGUCAAUUUGGUGCCUAAAGCUUUAUGUGGACUAGACAUCUACAACGGCAUCCUAAUGAGAUACGUUACGAAUUCAAGUGCUUAUCUGGGCAAACAAGAAGAUGGAUUGGACUUUGAUCUCACCUAUUAUAGAAGCAAAGAUCCAACUAAGCCUAGGCUUUAUGAAGAUGUUAUAGAAGAGAUUGAGCAAAUGGCAAUGUUUAAAUAUGGAGCAUUGCCACAUUGGGGGAAGAAUAGGAAUGUUGCUUUUAUAGGGGCCAUAGAGAAAUAUGCCAAAGCUGACGAAUUCUUGAACGUUAAAAAUGAAUAUGAUCCAGAUGGACUGUUUUCUAGUGAAUGGACUGACCAAAUUCUUGGAUUGAAAGAUGGGAUUAGUAUAAUUAGGGAUGGUUGUGCUUUAGAAGGCCUGUGUAUUUGUUCCCAAGAUAUCCAUUGUGGCGGAGGCUACGUUUGUAGCCCUGGAAGAAUUUACAAGGAGGCAAACGUUUGUCGACUUUCUUCAUCCUAG
This is a messenger RNA of Oldenlandia corymbosa var. corymbosa, 1728 nucleotides long. The record is from the annotation of a GenBank genome assembly. NCBI's taxonomy places the organism in Eukaryota, Viridiplantae, Streptophyta, Magnoliopsida, Gentianales, Rubiaceae.